AUGUCAUCUUUAAAUGGAUCAUCCAUGUUAAAAUCAAAUCACCAUAAUAAAGCGAAACGAAAAAUAGAAAGCGAAGACGAAGAAGAUUAUACACGACCGACGGCUCGUAUUUCAAUGAAAAGGCCUAUCGGUUGUGUAAAGGAAGAAAGUGAAAAAAAUGUGAAGAAGCAGGACGUAUCUUCUUCCCUUCAUGCACAUGAGCAACCAUCUAAAGUUCAAGAGUUACUUGAGAUGGAACAUGUUCGAUACACAAAAGUUAGAAAUAUUGAUGUGGUAGUGUUUGGAAAAUAUGAGAUCGAGACGUGGUAUUAUUCACCUUUCCCUGAUGAAUACAAAAACGUCAAAAAGAUAUACGUAUGUCAACAUUGCCUGAAAUAUAUGAAGGUUAAAGAAACAUACGGUCGACAUAUGUCUUUAUGCGAUAGAAGAUAUCCAACAGGUGUCAAAAUAUAUGAAAAAGGUCGAAACAAGAUAUAUGAAGUAGAUGGAAAAUUACAAAAGGUAUUUGUUACUAAAAUUUUUUUGGACCAUAAAACAAUUUAUUACGAUGUGGAAUCAUUUUUAUUUUAUAUAUUGGUCGAGAUCGAUGAUCGUAAUGAAGAACAUGUUGUUGGAUAUUUUUCCAAGGAAAAGAUUUCAUAUGAUAACUAUAAUUUAGCAUGUAUACUUAUCUUACCUCCAUAUCAAAGACGAGGUUAUGGUCAGAUGUUGAUAGAACUAAGUUAUGAACUCUCUAAAAAAGAACAUAAAAUUGGAACUCCAGAACGACCAAUAUCAGAUUUAGGUAUGAAAGGAUAUAAAUCGUAUUGGAAACGUACAAUUUUACGAAUUCUUCAAAAUCAUACACCACCACCUAAACCAACUAUUAACGGGUUGUCUAAUGGGCCUCAUGGAUCACAAUCACAACAACUGGAUGGUAACGAAAAAUUCAUGAUUUCCAUAACUGAAAUAUCACAAAAGACAAGUAUCCGACAGGAUGAUGUCAUAUAUGUACUGCACGAGAUGGGAUUCCUCAAAUAUCGUAACCCCAAAGUUGGUUCCGUGGAUAUAAAUAAUACAAUUGUAAUUAAUCACGAUCCAAUCAAUCCAAUAAUUAUUUUUGAUGGUGAUAGUCAAUUACAAUCACGUGAAGAUGAAUAUACCCAAAAUAUAGAAGAACGUAAUAUAGUCUGCGUCACACGUCGUAUGAUCGAUGAUUACAUAAGGAAUAACGACGUAAAACUCGAUAACAGAAUGCUUGACAUUUGUUGUCUUAAAUGGGCACCACCACCAAAUAAUAAUCAAACAAAAAUCCAUUAA
Diversispora eburnea is the source of this 1299-nucleotide messenger RNA. NCBI's taxonomy places the organism in Eukaryota, Fungi, Glomeromycota, Glomeromycetes, Diversisporales, Diversisporaceae. The record is from the annotation of a GenBank genome assembly.